CGAGAGUGGAGAUCAAUGGCGGAAAGCGAGAGCUCGAAUCAAACCCUAAAGAGCGAGAAGCCGAAGCCUCUACGAUGCAUUGUCAAACUAGGUGGCGCUGCGAUCACUUGCAAGAACGAGCUGGAGACGAUCAAUGGGACGAAUCUCAGGUUGUUUUGUCAGCAGCUGAGAGAAGCCAUGGCGAGGAGCUCCGUGGCCAAAGUAUUUGGAAUGGAUUGGAGCCGGGUAUCUGGAGAUCAGAUAGUUAUAGACGACGUUGAAGAGCCGGCAUUUGAUCUUGAUACCAAUUUCAUCGUUGUUCAUGGAGCUGGAUCUUUCGGGCAUUUUCAGGCGAGUAGAUCGGGGGUUCACAAAGGAGGGUUGCAGAGACCUCUCGUGAAGGCUGGGUUCGUGGCAACUCGAAUAUCGGUGACAACUCUCAACCUUGAAAUUGUUAGAGCUCUUGCCAGAGAAGGGGUACCAUCUGUUGGAGUGUCACCAUUUGCUAGUGGAUGGACAACAAGAAGAAGAAAUAUUGCUUCUGCUGAUGCUUCACAUAUUGGUGAGGCUCUCCAUGCUGGUCUUGUCCCGGUUUUGCAUGGUGAUGCGGUCCUGGAUAACUUGCAGGAAUGUACAAUAUUGAGUGGUGAUGUGAUUAUCCGUCAUCUUGCACAGUUAUUACUGCCCGAGUAUGUUGUAUUCCUUACAGAUGUUCUAGGAGUCUAUGACCGUCCACCGACUGAUACAAAUGCUAUACUACUCAAAGAGAUAGCUGUUGAUGAAGAUGGAAACUGGUCCAUAAUCAAACCCUUGUUGGGGCACCUGAAAAAAGAAGUUGAGAUAACAGUAGCAGCUCAUGACACAACAGGAGGGAUGGAAACAAAAAUAGCAGAAGCUGCAGCAAUAGCAAAGCUUGGUAUUGAUGUCUACAUCACAAAGGCAGGUACAGUACACUCUCUACGAGCUCUCAAGGGAGAAGUGGGUAAUAGUAGUGUUCCUGAUGAUUGGCUUGGAACUGCUAUACGGUCUGCCAAACAGGUUCGCCCUCUUUGAUUAUAAAAACUACCUUUCUCUUCCAAGUGGUAUUCUGAAAUUAAAAUAAAAUUGUACCAAGUGCUAUGGAUCACUUAAAAAAAAAUAUUAAUUAAUUAAUUAAUGCUUAAAUUUAUUAUUAUUUUUUCCCUUGUGAACCUAACCAAGCCACCAAAUAUUCUUUGUAAAAUUUUAUUUGUAUGGACGAGCAAUUUUGA
Messenger RNA from Dioscorea cayenensis subsp. rotundata (Guinea yam), 1229 nucleotides. RefSeq names its product isopentenyl phosphate kinase. The coding region runs from base 16 to 1032 and encodes 338 amino acids. Gene Ontology annotation, molecular function: kinase activity. Gene Ontology annotation, cellular component: cytosol. The transcript is spliced from 12 exons. The record is from RefSeq and is a predicted model, not a curated record. Lineage: Eukaryota; Viridiplantae; Streptophyta; Magnoliopsida; Dioscoreales; Dioscoreaceae.